Molecule: messenger RNA, 952 nt
Organism: Rhopalosiphum maidis (corn leaf aphid)
Lineage: Eukaryota; Metazoa; Arthropoda; Insecta; Hemiptera; Aphididae
Gene: Uch
Product: ubiquitin carboxyl-terminal hydrolase isozyme L3
Exons: 9
Coding region: 163-858 (231 amino acids)
Biological process (GO): ubiquitin-dependent protein catabolic process; protein deubiquitination
Cellular component (GO): cytoplasm
Molecular function (GO): cysteine-type deubiquitinase activity
Source: RefSeq, a predicted model, not a curated record
UAAUACGUCAUGAUAAGACAAAUUUGCCGACUAACAGGUAAAACCAAUAAAACAAUUUAUUAAAAAUUUGUAACUGAACUUACUGAACUCACUGAAGCACUAACUGUUGAGGUACAUAUUAUAUUUUAUUUCGUGUAAGUCUCAAAUUCCCAAAGAGUAAGAAUGUCUUGGAUACCUUUAGAAUCUAAUCCGGCGGUGAUGAACAAGUUUUUGCAAAAUUUGGGAGUACCAAAGGAAUGGGAAGUAUGUGAUAUUUUUGGAUUUGGGCCCGAUGAACUUGCAAUUGUUCCUAGACCAGUUGCUUCUGUAAUUUUAUUAUUUCCAUACAAUGACGCUUAUCAAAAACGUAAGGAUGAAGAAGAGUUAAAAUUGAAAGAUAAAGGUCAACAAGUAUCGGAUGAUAUAUAUUUUAUCAAACAAUAUGUACACAAUGCUUGUGGAACUAUGGCUUUAAUUCAUAGUGUUGCUAAUAAUAGAGAUAAAAUCCAAUUAAAUGAUGGUAUAUUAAAACGUUUUUUGGACGAUGGAAAAGAUAUGUCUCCAAGUGACCGCGGUGAGAUGUUAAAAACAGCUGAAGAUAUAAUUAAUACUCAUAAAGAAAUUGCUAUUGAAGGACAAACUGCGGCACCCAAUCCAGAAGAUGUACCACCUUAUCACUUUAUUGCAUUUGUUUGCAAGGAUGGAAGCUUAUAUGAACUAGAUGGUGGAAAGUUUGAUCCUAUUAAUCACGGAUCUACAAGUCCAGAUUCAUUGCUUGAAGAUACAGUUAAUUUAAUCCAAGAAAAAUUUGUUGUUCAAGAUCCUGACAGUUUAUACUUUACCUUACUAGCAUUAUCAAAUGUAUGUGAUGCUUACUAAGGAUUGAACAUUUUAUCAUUUUUACAUUUGAUGAGAAAUUUUUUUCUCUUUAAGCUGAUUUCAAAUAUUAAUAUUAUCUAUCUACUUUUUAUAA